UUCACCCUAAUUUCUCUCUCGCUCUUCCUCUUUCUCCGCCGUCCCUUUCUUCUCAGGCCGCCCUUUUUUCUCCGACCACAGUCUACUAUCCGGCCGAAUUCGCGAUUAAUAAUGUUUAAUCGAUUAUUAUCUCCGGCCGCCGUUUAUUUUCACGCGAAAUCUACCAUUUCAAUCAAAUCAAAACCUAGGGUUUGCUAUCAAAUUUCUUAGAACCCUAAAAUAUUAGCAGAAAUUGGAUCGAACUAAAUCGAAUUGAAUAAAUCCUAUGGAAGACGGCAGUCACAUCGAAUUGAAAACAACAAAAGAAGAUGAAGAAACCCCUAAUCAUCUCCGUGAUCGUUUUCGCCUUUCCACUAUCUCUAUUGCUCAAUCUGAAGGCUUUGAGGCUUGAAGAGUUUGGUGUAACUGGAUCAGAUGCUGAAAAUGUAUGUUAUCUACGUGACGUGGCCGAUUCAACUAGGCUUGUGAAUGUGAUGCAAACCCGUAUUGGUGGAAAUGCGAUGGUCAUUGGUGGUGGCUACAAAACUGUUUAUGCAAAAAAAGUUCAUCAAAUGUGUAUGUGUACCACCAAUACACUUUUAACUAAUACAUAGUUGGGUCCAUAAAGAGUUUAUCAUAACAGUUGCAUUACGAUUAUUAUCUACACAUAUGAUUAAUGCCAUUUGCAUUUAACAAAAUUAGGUAGUGACUUCUUUACUGUAUUUAAUUGUUCCUAGUUUACCAAGUGGCCUUUAGGUUGUGAACUUAAAUCUUUAUUAGUGGAUCGGUUUAUUGACUUUUUAUUAAUAAACAUGUUGCUAGUCUACUUGUUUAUUUAGGCUAAUAAUUAUGAGAAGAUCUUCUCGUACAUGAAGCCUAACAGCAUACUUGGACUUCCCCAUGGUUUUCUUCUUGGCCAUUUGCAAUCAAUUGGUCUUGAUUUCCCUAAGAAUGUCAGUGUCAUUGUUGUAUGUCCCAAAGGAAUGGGUCCAUCAGUUAGGAGGCUGUAUGUCCAAGGAAAGGAGAUCCAUGGAGCCGGUAUCAAUGCAAGUUUUGCUGUUCACCAGGAUGUUGAUGGUAGAGCCACCGAUGUUGCUCUUGGGUGGUCAGUUGCUCUUGGUUCACCAUUCACAUUUGCAACUACACUAGAGCAGGAGUACAAGAGUGAUAUAUUCGGGGAGAGAGAUAUUCUACUUGGUGUUGUGCAUUGUAUUGUGGAAUCAUUAUUUAGAAGGUACACUAAAAAUGGUAUGAACGAAGAUUCGGCUUACAAGAACACUGUCGAGUGCAUCACUGGAGUUAUAUCAAGAACAAUAUCAACCAAGGUUCGCACAAUCGCACCUAUCUUGGGAAAAAUUGAUCAGACAUGGAUGUGGAAAGUCGGUGAACGUGUUCGUGCUACUCGACCUGCUGGUGAUUUAGGGCCACUAUAUCCUUUCACUGUAGGUGUUUAUGUGGCAUUAAUGAUGGCCCAGAUUGAGGUACUGAGGAAGAAAGGUCAUUCUUUUUCUGAGAUCAUAAAUGAAAGUUUGAUCGAGUCUGUGGAUUCUUUGAACCCUUUCAUGCAUGCUCGAGGUGUUUCUUUUAUGGUGGAUAAGUGUUCGACGACUGCAAGGUUGGGAUCAAGAAAAUGGGCUCCGCGUUUUGACUACAUACUAACCCAACAGGCCAUGGUUGCUGUAGAUAAUGGCACCCCUAUCAACCAGGAAUUAGCAAAAAACUUCUUUGAAGAUCCGGUGCAUGAGCUUAUUAAAGUAUGCGCAGAGUUGACACCUACUGUUGAUAUCUCAGUGCCUGCAGACGCCGACUUUGUGAGACCUGAGCUGCGUCAAUCUAGCAAUUAGAAUAUGAUGAAUGAAUUAGAUUUCUGGGUUGAGGAAUGUAGUUUACAACCCAUUGUUAUGUUUUGUAUUCAUGUAGUUAUGCAAACGAUAAGUUGGUAUUUGGUUGGAUUUGGUAAUUUUUGAAUAUUUAAAGUUGUUUUAUAUGCCAAAAUGAAAGCGUUCUACAUUAUGCUUAAUAGUA
Erigeron canadensis is the source of this 2004-nucleotide messenger RNA. Its product is annotated as ketol-acid reductoisomerase, chloroplastic-like. Gene Ontology annotation, molecular function: ketol-acid reductoisomerase activity. Lineage: Eukaryota; Viridiplantae; Streptophyta; Magnoliopsida; Asterales; Asteraceae. The coding region runs from base 849 to 1823 and encodes 324 amino acids. The transcript has 5 exons. Gene Ontology annotation, cellular component: mitochondrion; chloroplast. The record is from RefSeq and is a predicted model, not a curated record. Gene Ontology annotation, biological process: L-valine biosynthetic process.